GCAGUUGGAAAAUCUGACUGGGGCAGCUUCUGAACACAGGCUGGGCCUGCUCAGCCUCUGCAGGCCGAGCGGCCGCCCCCUUCCGGCCUCCCCACACGCGCCUGGAUCGCAGGGGAUUCUCUUCAGCCGCUUUGUGAAGCAGAGGAGAGAUGCCUCAGGAACAGUACACCCACCACCGGAGCACCAUGCCCAGCUCCGAGGGACCACAGGUAUACAAAGUGGGGAUUUAUGGCUGGCGGAAAAGAUGCCUGUAUUUCUUUGUCCUACUCCUGAUGAUUUUAAUACUGGUGAACUUGGCCAUGACCAUCUGGAUUCUCAAAGUCAUGAACUUCACGAUUGAUGGAAUGGGAAACUUGAGAAUCACAGAGAAAGGUCUAAAGCUAGAAGGAGACUCCGAAUUCUUGCAACCUCUUUACGCCAAAGAAAUCCAGUCCCGACCAGGUAACGCCCUGUACUUCAAAUCUGCCAGAAAUGUUACAGUGAACAUCCUCAACGAACAGACUAAAGUCCUAACUCAGCUGAUAACAGGGCCAAAAGCGGUAGAAGCUUACGGCAACAAGUUCGAGGUGAAGACGGUUUCUGGAAAAUUGCUCUUCUCUGCAGAUAGCAAUGAAGUGGUAGUAGGAGCUGAGAGGUUAAGAGUUUUAGGAGCAGAGGGCACAGUGUUCCCUAAAUCUAUAGAGACACCUAAUGUCAGGGCAGAUCCCUUCAAGGAACUAAGGUUGGAGUCCCCCACCCGGUCUCUGGUGAUGGAGGCCCCAAAAGGAGUAGAAAUAAAUGCAGAAGCUGGCAACAUGGAAGCCACCUGCAGAACAGAGCUGAGACUGGAGUCCAAAGAUGGAGAGAUUAAGUUAGAUGCUGCGAAAAUCAAACUACCUAGACUGCCUCAUGGAUCCUACACGCCCACAGGAACAAGGCAGAAGGUCUUCGAGAUCUGCGUCUGCGCCAAUGGGAGAUUAUUCCUGUCCCAGGCAGGAACUGGUUCCACUUGUCAGAUAAACACGAGUGUCUGCCUGUGAGAGACGAUGCAUAGUGGACAUUGUCGGCAGCAUCCAGGCCUUUUUCGGCUUUAGACCCUGGCUGCCAGCUAUUUUUACUAGAACACAGAAAGCCUAUCAAAGACCUUUUGUGUGUGCGUGUGUGUGUGCGUGUGUGUGUGUGUGAGUUUGCGUGUGUGGGUGAUAUAAAUAUAUAUAAAUAUAUAUAAAUAAAUAUAUAUAUCCUCUGUAUAAAAUGAGGUUUCAGUACAAAAGGAACCAUGGGUGACCCUGUGAUAUCCACUGUCAUUGCCAUCCCAACCCCACCACAUACAUGAUAAAAUCAAAACACUAAUUCGGGCCCCAUAUUCCCCAGACCCUGCAGAAUCACACAGUGUAUCGACACUUAGUGAAUAUUCGCCUACACGUGUGAGUAAUAGCCUGUCUUUUCCUCUAGUGUCAUUACAAGGCAGUGAUGGCGGGAAUUUGCAAGUCACACCCAAGGGCUGAGACCCUUGUAGUAAAACCAGACACUUUAUUAGCUUUUGUGCAGCUGGCCAACUUCCCCCGCUUCAAGUCAGGGAUGGGGCAGUGCCGUAGAAGUCAGACAGAGGAACUCAACGUGGCUGUGCUACUUUUUCAUCCAAAUGUAUUGGGCUCUUGUGGUUGGAUGAACUAGGAGGAUGGAUUGUAGCAAAGUUUGAAAGGCUCACCCAACUCCUGUGAGCUUAUGACUUCCUUCAAACUCACGUAUUAUCCCACAGUCAAAACAGGAGCUGUAAGUCAGCACAAAAUAGGAAAACAGUUGCUCCUCAGUCGGCUAGAAGCUCCUUGAUGGCCUGACAGACUGGGAGUAAAUGGGCAAUAGGUCUCUGUUUGAAGUGAAAAAAUGGCUCAAAAUCUGUUACAUCCUCACUCCUGUUGACUUUAUCCAACAGACUCCUACCCAAAAUGAUCACGUCAAUCCAGAUCUUUAAGAGUGGAACCCCUACCCCCAAGAGAAGCUAUUUGGAGACGGAAAUCAAAGAGUGGCAAAGGAAACCAAAUUAUUUUAAAAUAUGUUUCUGGGGACUGGUAGGUAAUUUAGAGGCAUGUGUUUCAUUUCUAAAAGUAUGCACAAACUCUCUGCCUUCAAUCUUCUUAUAUAUUUUUUCAGUAUUGGGAUAUUCAUUUUCCUAAGUUGACCAUUGUCUUCUCUAAGAACAGUGACCCAAGAAUCACAGAUCUAAAGUACCCCAUGCCCCCAGAAACGCUCGCUGAAAAUUAAUAUAGACUGAGUCAAGUGUCUUUAUUAGAAUCACUGUGUCGCCGGGGGGCCCAACGGUACCCACUCCCCCGUAUGCGGAAGCAGCUCCCUAAUUCCCGCCAUCAGCUACCUCCCAUCACCCCACUUUCAUCAUCGUGCUCCAGGGUCACCCUGGCCAGCUCUUGUGCUGGGACAGGGGAUUACACUAUCUCUGUUCAAAGAGGGGGAUACGUGCCUAUGCCUUACGACAAUGCACUCAGCAAGGAGAAGCACAUCCAAUAUUUAUCUUGUGUUACCUGUAGUUUAUUUUGAGUGAUUGGAGGGGAAGGGUUUCACAAUGACUGGGCAUCUCAACAGCUAGUAGGCAAACCAAGUGGCUGACAGAUGUGGACGCCUAGGAGCCUGGAAGGGAGACGUAACUGCUUUCGACCAUCUUGGAUGCCACUUGGCAAGCGGUAGCCCCACAGUCCUAAACGAAGUCAUAUUUGUAGGCCUGAAUGGCAUUUGUUUGUUGUUGUUUUUUUUUCCUCAACAGGGUUCUGCUUUUUCUUACUUCACAAGCAGUGAGGAGAUGUGCUAUAGGAAAUGAAUAAGAGGUUUGGUAUUUUUGAGAUGACACUCAAGCAUCGGGCUGAGUUUUGCACGUGUGGAAGGUAAAAGCAAGCUGUGUGUUGCUUAGUCACUUAGAAGUGGGGGGAGGAGGGAUGGUUCCAGCCUGACCAGUGGCCCUGCUGGCUCCCGGACCCCAGGGUCCCUCCAGUCACUCCUGCUUAAUAUCCGUACAGAAGAAUUGGGUUGCUCAAGGGUGAGACCGUAAGAUUGCUUAGUGUGCAGCACUAGGGUCUAAAAAGGAAAACCAUAAAGAGAUAUGCAAUUGCUCUGGCUCAGUAGUAUUUAUAUCCUGUAGGAUCACACCGCCAGAAUCUGCAUGUACCACACCCAGAGUUUUUCCAAGCCAGGAAAGGCCCUCCUUGGCGUCUGGGAGCAUCUACCCCGUAUCUUUCAGAUCAACAGUAGUACCUAUAAGGUCCUUUGUGGCUAAGUACCUGAAGACAGAGGUUUUUGUUUGUUUGCUUUGUUUGUUUUUUAAGCAGACAGACCAUCUUUGCAUUUUGUCAUCUCAAGUACAUAUUCUAAGGAUGACAAAGAAACGGAAGGUUCCCUGAACCUCUUUCAUCUAAUUUUGUUCUAAUCGUUAAAUGAAAGUCUGAGAUCAGCACCUUGGAAAUUUUAUGCCAAUAAAAAAGACUGGUGUGAUGCCACUUGCAAAAAUUAAUCCUAAAUAUACUCAGAUCACAAAUAGAAUAAAAUCAAUAGCAACCACGAAUAGAAAUCAAGCACCUCUGGGGACAGACAUGAUAGAAAAUUCUGAUUUUCAUUUGUGCUAAGUGACUACGGUAUAUCAGGUAAUGAGCAGGCAGUUUGGCGUGGAUUAAAUUAUGUAUUUCAGUUCAGACUUUAGAAUUCAGUAAUUGCAUAUUAAGUCCUUCAAUGUACAUUUUUUUUCUCCCAACUUCCUCCAACUAGAAUACCUGUCCAUGGUCAUGAGAAAACGUUUUACCUGAAUUCUGGGGAAAAAAAUCUCUUUUACAUUAAAGUCUGAUACCUUUAAUUUAUAAAACUGAGAUCUUUUCUAAUCUUAUAUACGAUAUCUUCUAGAAAAUCACAUCUCUCAGUAUAUUAAGCAGCGGGUGGCAUAACAAAGAGUUUACAUGAAUUUUCAAUAUUCUAGAAGUUCCAGUAUGUUAAUAUUCUUCAGAAAAGUUUUAUAAAUUAAAAGUUGAUCUCCAAAUAUGUUUAGCACCUACUUCUACUGGGUAUCUGCUCAAUAAGUUGUUAAAGUUUAGUCUUAAGAGAUUUUCGAAAGCCCUUUUGGUGACAUCAGUCCAGGUGGAAACUUGAUACAAAGCUGUAUCUUUCUGUUACCCAAGAGACAGAGCCUAUAAACUUGCAUUGGCUUUUAACUUGCUUUAGGUCAGUUUUCCCUUGGAUCAUUUCCAUUGUAUACCCAGCACCAUAGACCAAAGAUUGCUUGAGGCUUGACUCUAGCACAGGGGUCAAUAAACUCUGGUCCCGAAACCACAUGGGACUCAUCACCUGAUUUUGUGAAUAAAGUUUGAUUAUAACACAGCCACAUCCAUCCACUUACUUGUUAUGUAUGGCUGAUUGCAUACUGGACCAGCAGGGUUGAAUAUCUGUGCCAGAGACCUCUUGGCCCACAAAACAUAAAAUGGUUACUAAUUGGUUCUUUAGUAAAAGUUUGCUGACUCCUGACAUAGAGGUCAUUUGUAGCCUCAUUUGUGUUGGACACAGCAGGAGAGAAAGUAGACGACAGCACUACGUUUCCAUGCAUGCUUGGGAAUAUAAAUAUGUGGUUAUAGAAAAGAUGGUCCGCCUUACACUGCAUGUAAAAGAGAUCCACUUGUCUGAGAAACACAGGCUCACAGGAUUCUUGGAAACAGGGAAGACGGAAUUGGGGAAGGGUUUAGUGGAAGAGGAAAGCUGUGAUCCUCCAAAAGGUUCUUCCUAGAACCCUUCAUAUAUAAAUAUAAGGGGUUCCUUCAGUCAGCAUCACUGUGAGUCAAGCAGGGGUCCUUUGAUGUAGAGUCUCUUUCCUGAAGAGACUAUUUCUGCAAUCUCCGCCUAGAGGUUUUCAUCUCACCUUCCCAUAUUCCAGAAAGAUGUCCAAUCCAUGGUCCCCUGAAGAAUAUUUUUGACUUAACCUAUCUUUUUGGCAUCCAUUACCUCGGUUAUUCACACCCACAGAGGACUCACUUUCCUACAACCACAUCAGGCCUGAAGGGUUGGUGGGACCAACACAUAAUUAGAAAUAUUCAAAGGAACAUCUGAAAAUAUGUAGGACAAAAAAAUGUAGAAUUAUUUCAUGAAUCUGUUGCUGGGAUUUGUGGAGGGCGGGGACCAGAUUAAUGCCAGUUUGAUGUUGUUUCCAAGGAUCUGGGUCUUUGUUCUUUGGCGUAGGAGAUUUACCAAAAAAAAAAAAGAAAAGAUCUAUUUUGAAUUCCAGCAUCACUGCCUCUGUGUGGUAAGGCAGGUUCCUACCAGAGAUUUGUCCCUUCACUCAGCAUCCCUAUUGCUAAUCCAAAGCUUUAUACUCAUAUUUAAUAUUGUUAAAAUAGCAUCAGUUAUGAAUGAUUCUUUGUAAGUAUGAGUAUUCCUGUUAGGGAGGAAAGGUGUUUUUGUUUUUUUUAAAUAAAAAUACCAUUUACCAGACCCUAAUCAGCAUUAGUUAAAGGAGUCCUUCAGCAUUUUAUCUGUAUUCAACUAAAAGAGGAUUAAAUUGGCCUUUCACAGGAACAGCUACAUGACAGUAUCUUGCAUUUGUUUAUUUUAGGCAAAAGGUAGCCUGAUGUUUAGACCAAGGAGGUAAAUCCCCAUCUAAGCACUUGAUCCUUAUUUUUUAAGGCUCUCUGAAAGGUGAAAAUCUAAGUUGAGUUGUAAACAAAACCCCUUUCCUCUCUUUCCUCUGCUCCAGGAAAUCUUAGGCACAAAAAGGAUAACACAGCAGUUCCUGGAAUGAUACAUUUGCAUGGCGCCCCAGUAGCGGGG
This is a messenger RNA of Orcinus orca (killer whale), 5790 nucleotides long. RefSeq names its product sarcoglycan delta (gene SGCD). Gene Ontology annotation, biological process: heart contraction; cardiac muscle tissue development. Bases 150 to 1019 code for a protein of 289 amino acids. The transcript has 8 exons. Gene Ontology annotation, cellular component: sarcolemma; sarcoglycan complex. NCBI's taxonomy places the organism in Eukaryota, Metazoa, Chordata, Mammalia, Artiodactyla, Delphinidae. The record is from RefSeq and is a predicted model, not a curated record.